Uloborus diversus is the source of this 531-nucleotide messenger RNA. Its product is annotated as clotting factor B-like. The coding region runs from base 1 to 531 and encodes 176 amino acids. Gene Ontology annotation, biological process: proteolysis. Gene Ontology annotation, molecular function: serine-type endopeptidase activity. The record is from RefSeq and is a predicted model, not a curated record. Lineage: Eukaryota; Metazoa; Arthropoda; Arachnida; Araneae; Uloboridae. The transcript has 3 exons.
AUGAGUUUAAGGGAAGAUUCACAUGAUGAAAUGACAGUCGAAGAAAUGAUUGCCACAGAGCACAAACAGCAAGAAGAUAUCAUUCAGUGGGGAAGGCCAAGUCUUUAUUACACUCGCAUUGGGUACAUCUACCACGCCAAUGGGACACAAUAUGAUAUCGUCAGAAUCGUAAGACAUGAUGGUUACAGAAAGAACUCCUACUACGAUGACAUAGCUAUGCUCACUCUUGAUAGGGACGUCCAGUUUCCCAGAUUUAAUCCAGUUUGCCUUCCCGAUGACGAAAUAGUCACUCUGGAUUUGGUACUGUACGGAACUACAGUGGCUGGUUGGGGAGCUACAAGAACAGGAGGAAACAUGAGUCCAGUUCUAACACUUGCAGAACGUUUGCAAACAAUUCCAAAUGAAAAUUGUACCAUGGUGAUACGGGAUCGUAUUCGUAGAUCCCGAUUUCAAGAACAAUUUCCAAAUGGUGUAUCUUUUGGAUUUUUGUGCACUGGACUUCAAGGCGGAUCAGACAGUUGUAACGUAUGA